UGAUGACCUCCAAACUUCCCACGGCCUGGCCCAAGCUUCGACUUUGACUUCCAAAUAUCCUCUCCUCGGUCCUUCGCCUCCCAACUGCAUCCACAUGGCGGAUUGAGGCUGCCCAUCGCCGGCAUCUGCCCCGUCUCCCUUCCGCUCGCCUGCUCCCCUCCUCCUCUCAAGUCUCAACCCCAUCUGUUCCCCGUCCAGCUCCCCCGCCUCCACCGCCGCCGCCGCCGCAGCCAUACGACGACCCAACCUCCAUUCCGUCUCUCAGCCAUUCCUCCCGCACCUGUCCCUAGACGGGGAAGCCCUCGACUGGCUAGUAGACCCUUUUUGGCCCUGGUUAGUCGCGGGCCGCACCCACCCAGCACCCACGUCCCCCUUCCUCACCCAUCAUGGCCGACGUCCGCUCCCUCCUCCGCCAACAGCGCGCGGCCCGGCGCAUCGACCACCCCAACGCCGCCUAUACCGACUCGGGCAAGCUGCUCUGCACACUGUGUCGCGAAAACGUCAAGGCCGAGGGCCUCUGGGAGGGCCACCUGGCCGGUGAGGGCCAUAGGAAGCGGGCAGCAGCAGCUACUACUACUGCACAGCGGCAACAACACCAGCAGCUGCAGGGAGGGCACGCAGACGACGACGACAACGACGGCGGCAACAGAAACGGCAACAAGCCGCACCAGGAAGCACAGGCGCCAAUACCCUCUCAUAAGAGGAAACUGGACGCCGCCAUGGCCGACGACGGCGACGACGGCGACGGCGACGGCGACAUGGUCAUGGACGAUGCCGUGCGGAGGAAACGCAGUAGACCUGACAUCUCCGCCCUGGGCAGCAUCAGCGAAGACGGGGCCGACGUCGACUCCACGACCGCGGUGACACCCGCGAGCCGGAAGGGCAGCAGCGGCAGCAGCGGCGCCAAGGACGCCAACCUCACUCCGCCCACACUGGCCCGCCGCCUGUCUACAACGCCUUCACAAGGCGUCGAGCUGCAGAUUCCCUCCCGGCCCGCCACGCCCUCGCGCCGCGACGGCUCCGGCUCCGGCUCCACACCGACGCCGGGUUCCAAUGGCGGGGGCGGCAGCGGGCUCUCCUCCGUCGCGGCACCCCAACCCACCGCCGGGGCAUUGUCCCUGCCGUCACGACGCGCCAGCGGUCUCGCCGCGACGCUCGCCUCCGCCACCGACGCAACCGACGCAACCGAUGCACACCGCCCGAGCCCUGUGGCGCCUGAAGUCGACGAGUCCGAGUGGGCCGCCUUUGAGGCCGACAUUGCCGCCGCCGCCGCCGGGGAGGGACGGAACCCCCCUAUGGCCACGUCCUACUCCGCCGACGCCGUCAUCUCCGCACCCGCCAUGACCGCUGAGGAAUCCGCCGCCGCCGCCGCAGCAGCAGAAGGGGGUGACAGCGAUGCCGGUGGUCGCAGAACAAAGGCCGACCGGGACAUCGAGGACGAGCGCGAGGAUGCAACGCGCGCCAUGGAGGACGAGUUCGAAGAGAUGCAGGAGCUCGAGCAGCGUGUCCGCCGGCUCAAGGAGCGGAGGGAGGCGUUACUGCGCAAGCGGAGCGAGAGUCAGGGCCAGGAGGCCGCUGCCGCCGCUGCCGCCGCCACGGGGUCGGCUGGAAAGGGCAACCCGGGCAAGGAGAACCUCCAGGGUUCCGCCGUGGUCGAAGAGGACGAGGACGAAGAGGAAGGGGAUGAAGAAGACGAGGACGACUGGGAUGGGUUCCGAUUCCGUACGUCAUAGGAUAAGGGGGGGAGGGGGGCCGACAGCUUGAAGCGACAUUGUAGAAAGUACUCUUGUACAAAACUUAGUGUACAUGUCAACAAUAUGGGGUGGCGUUUCCGGUUGCUUUGCGUCAGCACAUUAUGCCUACGA
Purpureocillium takamizusanense is the source of this 1865-nucleotide messenger RNA. RefSeq lists its product as uncharacterized. Gene Ontology annotation, cellular component: nucleus; spliceosomal complex. Gene Ontology annotation, biological process: mitotic DNA replication checkpoint signaling; mitotic DNA damage checkpoint signaling; nuclear DNA replication. The record is from RefSeq and is a predicted model, not a curated record. The transcript has a single exon. Gene Ontology annotation, molecular function: nucleic acid binding; zinc ion binding. Bases 387 to 1733 code for a protein of 448 amino acids. NCBI's taxonomy places the organism in Eukaryota, Fungi, Ascomycota, Sordariomycetes, Hypocreales, Ophiocordycipitaceae.